This is a messenger RNA of Coffea eugenioides, 1918 nucleotides long. Its product is annotated as wee1-like protein kinase. The record is from RefSeq and is a predicted model, not a curated record. The coding region runs from base 183 to 1655 and encodes 490 amino acids. The transcript is spliced from 10 exons. Gene Ontology annotation, biological process: protein phosphorylation. Gene Ontology annotation, molecular function: protein kinase activity; ATP binding. NCBI's taxonomy places the organism in Eukaryota, Viridiplantae, Streptophyta, Magnoliopsida, Gentianales, Rubiaceae.
CCGCCACAGCCCAAGGCGCGCAAAUUUGAAUUUUUCUCCAAAAUCCGCUCGCAACAUAGAGGAAAGAAAAAAGAAACAAAUAUAAGAGGGAAACAGAAUAUCUGGCCAUAAUGGGAAAAUCACUAGUACAGGCUACAGAUUAGAGAUACAGAGGGAGAAGAGGGGUAGAGAGAGUCCAGUGGAUGAAGAGGAAAUCGCAAAGGAUUCAGACGAAAAGCAAGACGAAAAUGAAGGGUUCAUUGGCGAGGCACAUAACGGUUCAGCUGGGACAAGUAGCUUUAAUGCCCCUUCAGCAGCAGCAGGAUUCCUCUCCAUUCCAGAACCUUCUCGAUACCGAUUCCGAUAAACAACACUUUCCCUCUACUUCUUCAUUGGAUUUCGACGCCGCCGAUGCCAAUUUCACUGAUGAAAAAGAUUUCAUUCUCAGCCAGGAUUUCUUUUGCACUCCCGACUACAUUACACCAGAUGCUCCGGCUGUUCUGAGCUCUUUAGAUUGUAAAAAUGAGGAACAUGUCCCGUGUCCCAAGUCACCGGAGAAAAUUAAAACUGUUAGAAGCAAACGGCAGAGACGGGAUGGAAUUUCAGAGACCUCUUUUAAUUUCGGCAUUUCUGCCCUUCAAGAAACGUCAGAACUUGUAGUGGGCAAUUCCACAAGCAAUGACAUUCAGACAGCCAAACCACACGAGCCAGGAAAGAUUCAAAGAUAUGUUUCACAGUCUGCAGUCGCUUUAAGGUGUCGAGUGAUGCCUCCUCCCUGCAUAAAGAACCCAUGCCUCAAGGAUGCUUCUAUAUUAGAAAUCGACCCUUUCAACAACCAGCGAUCUAAAUGUGCAGAUCUUUUCCCUGGUGUAAUUGGUGGUGAUGGACUUUCACGCUACUGGACUGAUUUCCAAGAAAUUGAAAAAAUUGGUGAUGGAAACUUUAGUUGUGUUUUUAAAGCUGUGAAGAGAAUUGAUGGUUGCAUGUACGCAGUCAAGUGUAGCACGAGGCAGUUACACAAGGAUGCAGAAAGACGAAAGGCUUUGAUGGAGGUUCAAGCUUUGGCAGCUUUAGGAUCCCAUGAAAACAUAGUUGGCUACUAUUCUUGUUGGUUUGAAGAUGAGAAACUUUAUAUACAGAUGGAGCUCUGUGAUCACAGUCUCUCCCUCAAUAAAUUUUCUAACUUAAUUACAGAGGCAGAAGUUUUGGAAGCAAUGCAUCAGAUUGCGAAGGCCUUGCAGUUUAUUCAUGAAAGAGGGAUUGCUCAUUUAGAUGUAAAGCCAGAUAAUAUAUAUGUCAAAAAUGGUAUUUACAAGCUUGGCGAUUUUGGUUGUGCUACUCUUCUUGAUCGAAGCUUGCCCAUUGAAGAGGGGGAUGCACGCUAUAUGCCCCAGGAAAUUUUGAACGAUAACUAUGAUUGUCUUGAAAAAGUUGAUAUCUUCGCUUUGGGAAUUACUAUGUACGAACUUGUCCGAGGGUCUGCAUUACCUCAGUCAGGGACUCAAUUUUCGAAUCUCAAAGAAGGAAAAGUGCCUCUUUUGCCUGGUCACUCGUUGCAGUUUCAGAACUUGCUGAAGGUUAUGAUGGACCCUGAACCAACACGGCGACCUUCUGCUAAGGAACUAUUGGAAAAUCCAAUAUUCAACAGAGUCAGAAAAGCUGCAAAAGAUAAGUAAAAUCUUUGGGUCCGGGAUCAGAGUUUUGCUAAAUGGGCGCUUGAACCACUUUCUAGAGUACGGAUGAAUGGAAUGAUAAUUCAAUUGAGUCGAGUUUGUAUUCUCCAGUUUUUGGCACUAUUCCCAUCCAGGCGGCGCUAUUUUGUUUGACGUAGGAGAGCCGUUGUUGGGAUAACGGGGAAGAAUUUACAGACUCGCUACUGAAAUUUUUAAUUCAAUGGUAUGUUCCGGUAUCCCCCCCUUUUUGACCCCUUUUUUUUUUG